CACAGGGCUGUCAUGGUAAAACACUUCCUUGGGGAGGAAUCCCAUACUUUUCAACGCAAAACCUGUUCUCUGCGCCUUCCUCUGUAGAGGCAAAACCACCCUUAUGUCAAUGCACGAUUCUUAACGUACACCCUUCCCUGCGGUUUCCUUGGAUCCGAUUCCAUUCCUCUUCAUGUCAUGUCUCCAAGACCCAUUGCUUCUCUUCAUCUUCGCCUUCUUCCCUUGAUUGGUUCGUUUUUACGGUUGUGUACAUCCGCCUCUCAAUCUAGCGCAUUCCGGAGAUAACGCUCACUGUGCUUCCUUCUACAAUGGAGAUUUCUUGUCGGCUCUUGGUCUUUUCGACCUUUCUUUGCUUUUUGGCCUCUGGGUCUUUCUCUGUUGAGAUUUUUCACCAAGCGUUUCCUAUUGUGGAACCUGAUCCUGGUCAUACAAAACUUCGUCUUUCUAGGGAAGGACUGGAUGUCAUUGAGAGGAUAACAACUCCUAUUGCAGCUGUUGCUGUUAUUGGGCCAUAUCGCUCCGGAAAAUCUUUUUUGCUCAAUCAACUUCUCUCCCUCUCAUGUUUUGAAGGCUUCGGUGUUGGACACAUGCGUGACACAAAAACAAAAGGAAUAUGGGUUUGGGGAACCCCUGUAGAAUUAGAUAUUGAUGGAGUUAGAACUUCUGUCUUUUACCUUGAUACAGAGGGAUUUGAAAGUGUUGGGAAGUCUAAUGUAUAUGAUGACCGGAUUUUUGCUCUGGCAAAUGUUAUGAGUUCUGUGCUCAUCUAUAACCUGCCUGAGACGAUUCGUGAAGCUGAUAUCUCUCGUCUGUCAUUUGCUGUGGAGCUUGCUGAAGAAUUUUAUGGGAGAGUGAAGGGGCAAGAUGUUGCCUUUGAACCUUCUAAGCUUUUGUGGCUUAUCCAGCGUGAUUUUCUACUAGGAAAGUCUGUGCAAGAAAUGGUGAAUGAAGCUCUUCGACAUAUCCCCAAUGAUGAUGGGGACAAAAAUAUUGAGCUGGUUAAUCAAAUCCGGGAUUCAUUGGCUAUUAUGGGUGAUAACAGCACGGCGUUUAGCUUACCACAACCUCAUCUGCAACGAACAAAGCUUUGUGACAUGAAGGAUGCUGAACUUGAUCCGAUAUAUGUUAAGAAGCGGGAACAAUUGAAAGAGCUUGUUGCUGGUAUUAUCCGUCCGAAGAUUGUUCAGGGUAAAACUCUAAAUGGAAAGGAGUUUGUAUCUUUCCUGGAGCAGAUACUUGAAGCCUUGAAUAAAGGGGAGAUCCCAUCAACAGGCUCUCUUGUGGAGGUUUUCAAUAAAGGUAUUCUUGAGCGGUGUAUGAAGCUAUACAGUGAAAAUAUGGCCAAAUUGCAUUUACCUCACACUGAGCAAGAUCUGCAAGAUGCCCAUGAGAGGUCUAGAGAGGUAGCAAUGCAAGUCUUUGAUGAGCAGCAUUUUGGCCGACAUCAUGCGAACAAAUCAGUCAUGCAACUGGAUGAGGAAAUACAAAAGGUGUAUAAAAAUAUUAUUAUGGCAAAUGAAUACCAAUCCUCAAAACUCUGCGAGGGACUGUAUACCAGAUGCGAGGACAAAAUGGACCAGCUUCAAGUUCUCAAGCUUCCUUCCAUGGCAAAAUUCAAUGCAGGUUUCCUUCAGUGCAACCAAAGUUUUGAGCGCGAGUGUGUUGGACCUUCAAAAACAAACUAUGAGCAACGCAUGAUGAAGAUGUUGGGGAAGUCGCGAUCUCUAUUUAUUAAGGAGUACAACCACAGGCUCUUUAAUUGGUUGGUGGCAUUCUCCCUUGUUAUGGUAGUCGUGGGCCGGUUUAUCAUCAAGUUUAUUUUGAUAGAAAUUGGGGCGUGGAUACUCUUUAUCUUCCUAGAGACAUACACAAGGAUGUUUUGGUCGGCAGAGUCACUUUACUACAACCCAGGUUGGCAUUUCAUAGUGGCCACUUGGGAAAUGCUUGUUUACAGCCCUAUUCUGGAUUUGGACAGAUGGGCUAUUCCCGUCGGUUUAAUGCUGGCGAUAUUGAUACUAUAUUGCCGUUGUUACGGGCGGAGAAAACACGGGCAACGUUGGCUAUUACCUUUGUACAACAAUCAAAGAAGUGGCCCGAAUCGACCAAGAUCAGAUUAAAAGUACAGUGGCCACAUGCUCAAGCCUCUAGUAUGCUCCUGUUCUAUCGUCUUCUCGGGCGAGCUUUUCUGUUUUUUUAUACAUGAAGCCCGCCAAUAUAUUCUUUGGGUCUUUGAUGCCGAUUAUACUGCAGAACUGUGAAGAAGCGAAAGAUCGUUGGCCGCUCUGAUAAUUGUCUGUAACUGUUGCAUUUCCCAAGUGGUUUGCAUUCCAGUUCAUUAUUUCAUAUCUAUUAUUUCACAGAUGUUUCUGUUAAAUUAGAAUGUAAUACAUGGGAAGGAGAAAGAAAGAAGAAAAGAGAAGAAAAAGUUGUUUCAAAUGAGUAACUUGCUUUGAAUUCUUUUGAUCA
Messenger RNA from Corylus avellana, 2466 nucleotides. The record is from RefSeq and is a predicted model, not a curated record. NCBI's taxonomy places the organism in Eukaryota, Viridiplantae, Streptophyta, Magnoliopsida, Fagales, Betulaceae.